ACCCCUCCCGCCCCCGGCCCUCUCGCCCCGACCCUCCCCCGGUCCCCGCCUCGCCCCGCCGGCUUCCCACCACGGCCUCUCUCGGCGAGGAAACUCUGGCCUCCGCUUCCUCCUCCUCCGACUCGGACGCCGGCGGAGCCUCCCCGCCCCCGCGGAAGAAACCCCGAGCCUCGGCGGCGGAGGGAGCAGGAGAGCCCGGGGCUUCGGCAGGCAGAGCAGGCCUCUCCCCUCCGUCCUCGUCGUCCUCGUCCUCGUCGUCGUCGUCGUCCUCCUCCUCCUCCUCCUCCGUGGUGGUGGUGGUGGGACUGCCCCCGGCCGCUGCCCCCGCCGCCGCCCCCCACCGAAGUAGCGGCCACAGCCUGGUCAGCGGCAGCAUCAUGCAGGCCAACGGGGCAGGAGGAGGAGGAGGAGGCGGCGGCGGCGGCGGCGGCGGCAGCGGAGGGGGCGGCGGGGGCCAGGGACAGACCCAGGAGCUGGCCUGCCUGUCGGCCCAGAACGGGGAGUCGUCCCCCUCGUCGUCGUCGUCCGCGGGGGACCUGGCUCACGCCAACGGGCUGCUGCCUUCCGCCCCCUCCGCCGCCAGCAACAAUAGCAACAGCCUGAAUGUCAAUAACGGGGUCCCCGGCGGGGCCGCCACUGCCGCCGCCUCGGCCGCCGCCGCCGCCGCUGCCUCCUCGGCCACCCCAGAGCUGGGCAGCAGCCUCAAGAAGAAGAAGCGGCUCUCCCAGUCCGACGAGGAUGUCAUUAGGCUAAUAGGACAGCACUUGAAUGGCUUAGGGCUCAACCAGACUGUUGAUCUCCUCAUGCAAGAGUCAGGAUGUCGUUUAGAACAUCCUUCUGCCACCAAAUUCCGAAAUCAUGUCAUGGAAGGAGACUGGGAGAAGGCAGAAAAUGACCUGAAUGAACUAAAGCCUUUAGUGCAUUCUCCUCAUGCUAUUGUGGUAAGAGGCGCACUUGAAAUCUCUCAAACGUUGUUGGGAAUAAUUGUGAGGAUGAAGUUUUUGCUGCUGCAGCAGAAGUACCUGGAGUACCUAGAGGACGGCAAGGUCCUAGAGGCCCUUCACGUUCUGCGCUGCGAGUUGACGCCCCUGAAGUACAACACGGAGCGUAUUCACGUCCUCAGCGGGUAUCUGAUGUGUAGCCAUGCAGAAGACCUACGUGCAAAAGCAGAAUGGGAAGGCAAAGGAACAGCUUCCCGAUCCAAACUAUUGGACAAACUACAGACGUAUUUGCCACCAUCAGUGAUGCUCCCCCCCCGGCGUUUACAGACCCUGCUGCGGCAGGCGGUGGAACUACAAAGGGAUCGGUGCCUAUAUCACAAUACCAAACUUGAUAAUAAUCUAGAUUCUGUGUCUCUGCUUAUAGAUCAUGUUUGUAGUAGGAGGCAGUUCCCAUGUUAUACUCAACAGAUACUUACGGAGCAUUGUAAUGAAGUAUGGUUCUGUAAAUUUUCCAAUGAUGGCACGAAACUAGCAACAGGAUCGAAAGAUACCACAGUUAUCAUAUGGCAAGUUGAUCCGGAUACACACCUGCUAAAACUGCUCAAAACCUUAGAAGGACAUGCUUACGGCGUCUCCUACAUCGCGUGGAGUCCGGACGACAGCUACCUUGUUGCUUGUGGCCCAGAUGACUGCUCUGAGCUGUGGCUUUGGAAUGUCCAAACGGGAGAGCUAAGGACAAAAAUGAGCCAGUCUCAUGAGGACAGUUUGACGAGCGUGGCUUGGAAUCCAGAUGGGAAACGCUUCGUAACUGGAGGUCAGCGCGGCCAGUUCUACCAGUGUGAUUUAGAUGGGAACCUCCUUGAUUCCUGGGAAGGGGUGAGAGUGCAAUGCCUUUGGUGCUUGAGCGACGGGAAGACUGUUCUGGCAUCAGACACACACCAGCGGAUCCGGGGGUACAACUUUGAGGACCUUACAGAUAGGAACAUAGUACAAGAAGAUCAUCCCAUUAUGUCUUUUACUAUUUCCAAGAAUGGCCGAUUAGCUUUGUUAAAUGUAGCAACUCAGGGAGUUCAUUUAUGGGACUUGCAAGACAGAGUUUUAGUAAGAAAGUAUCAAGGUGUCACGCAAGGGUUUUAUACGAUCCAUUCAUGUUUUGGAGGCCAUAACGAAGACUUCAUCGCUAGUGGCAGUGAGGAUCACAAGGUUUACAUCUGGCACAAACGUAGCGAACUGCCAAUCGCGGAGCUGACAGGGCACACACGCACAGUGAACUGUGUGAGCUGGAACCCACAGAUCCCAUCCAUGAUGGCCAGCGCCUCAGACGAUGGCACUGUUAGAAUAUGGGGACCAGCACCUUUUAUAGACCACCAGAAUAUCGAAGAGGAAUGCAGUAGCAUGGAUAGUUGAUGGCGAAUGUGGAGCAGACGACUUCUGUUUAACUUAAAAUUAGUCGUAUUUUAAUGGCUUGGGAUUUGGUGCAAACAAACAUGAUUGAUAGCUGGACAGACAUGCUCGUCAUGAAAAAAGAACCAUUUCUGAAGCCCGAUUGGGGCCAAACAUUUACACCUUGCUUCAUAGUAACCAGUUGAGAUGAAGCACGUCGUUAGAACGUUGUUGGACACCAUGUUGAAUUAUCCCCCCAUCGGUUGUGAAGAACUGUGCUACAUUCAGGCUUACCCAUUGAACUCAGUAUAUAUAUUUUUUUCCCUCCUGCCUUUUGUCUGGUGGGAUACCAUUCUUGUUGCUCUUCUGUGUAAUGAAGUUUAAAUGCUUGUUUGGAAAACUUUAUUUAACAGUUUAGAAGGCUUGAUAGAAGGAGUGCAUUAGUCUGAAGAGUAUACAUUGGAUAGGAAAGAAUUUCCUUCUUUUGUUUCUCCAAAAUCUUUCCGCCUUAUUUAGCUUGAGAUCUUUGCAGCUUGGUUCAUGGAUUCUAGCCUUGCCCGUUGCGCAGUAUAUACUGAUCCAGACGAUAAACCAGUGAACUAUGUCAAAAGCACUCUCAAUAUUACAUUUGACAAAAAGUUUUGUACUUUUCACAUAGCUUGUUGCCCCGUAAAAGGGUUAACAGCACAAUUUUUUAAAAAUAAAUUAAGAAGUAUUUAUAGGAUUAAAGUGACUUCAUUUGUAUACAUUUGGAAUCUAAACCAGCUUCAAAAAGUUUCCUCUCUGAUUUAGAUAUGCAGUAUAACUGAUGCUCUUCUGGAAUCCCAUGUGAGACUUGCCCAGAAACAGUGCUUGAAGGACAUUGCCCAGGAAAUCCAGAGUCCUGCCGUGAAGGUGUCCCCCCCCCCCUUUUGUUUUAUUCCUGAUGGAACAUCAGUACCUGAUGUUGAAGAAAUUCAAGAUUCGAAAAGAGAAUUUUAAAUCUCUACCAACAGGAGAAAUCAGGAGUCAGCUUAGGUUUGCAGCAAAGCCCGUUCCAAGCUGUUCCUGGCUUGGGAAGGUGUUCUGGUGCAAUCCCGCGGGAGAGCGGAGAUGAGGCAUAACCACUGGGGAAGUUCCUAGUCUCCUUGAGCUUGUCAGAAGGAUUCAGCAGGUUCCAGACAGACCGCAACUGGGUUUAAAACCUCACAGUCCUUGAUCUUAAUGGCCCUUGAUAUUCUGACCUGUAGAGAUACAUAAAUUGACAGAUCGCUCCUUCUCCGUUUUCCCGAUAUUGCCAUACCAAGCCUCAUUCAAACUGGUGCUGUGGGUAGUCCUUGCCUCCCCUCCCCCUUUAGUUUAAAGAACGGUCUCCUUCAAGGAAAAGCACUUUGAAUCUUGAGGAUUUCACAUUUAGAAUAAGCCAAAAGCCUGAUGUUCACAUUGUGCUUUUAAACCCCAUUAACAGCAGAAUGCAGCUGACUUGGUCUCCUUCCAGACUCCCUCCCCUUCUCUGCAGAAGCUCAGGGAAGGGGGGGAAACCACAGCUGUUACGCUGGAAGGAGGAGUAGGAGUACCCCCAAGAUCAGAUUCUGGUGAAGAAAGGGGCUUGUACUAAGUCCCCUUUGGGGUCCAGCCACACCUGCAGUCUGUCCAGCACGAGGAAAGGCUUGGGUGUCAGGAACCCUCCCAUGGGCACGGGGCAGGGCCAGCCCCAGGGACAGGUGGGCAAGUCAAGGAGGGGAGAAGAAAGACAAACACAAUUGGCCUUAAAAUAGCACGGAUUCUCCCAAAAGCUCAUAGUAAGAGAAAGUGACCGUGGUCGGCAGAUAUUUUAUCAAAUUGGUAUGUAAAAGAUUUCUUUAAGCUCCAUUUUGCAGAGACCACCACUUAGAGAAUCAAGAAUUCCUGUUUUGAUACUUCUGAGUUACAAAUAACUAUAUGUUACAGUUUAUCUGGUACUUCACUUUUCUUAACUCAAAUUACUUUUUACUUUGAGCUUGAAUAAAAGUCUUCAUUGGUAACUGUA
Molecule: messenger RNA, 4332 nt
Organism: Lontra canadensis (Northern American river otter)
Lineage: Eukaryota; Metazoa; Chordata; Mammalia; Carnivora; Mustelidae
Gene: WDR26
Product: WD repeat domain 26
Exons: 14
Coding region: 378-2348 (656 amino acids)
Biological process (GO): proteasome-mediated ubiquitin-dependent protein catabolic process
Cellular component (GO): GID complex
Molecular function (GO): protein binding
Source: RefSeq, a predicted model, not a curated record